GCGCCGCAAUUCGUCAUGCGAUUAACAGCAAUAUCUAUAUUUGUCUUAUUUUUGGGCAAUUCAAUAGCUGAUAGCAAUUUUGACAAUUGUAAAGUCCAAAAAUCGCAACAAAAUGAUCCACAAGUCACAGCUCUUAUUUUAGCUCGAGGCGGAUCGAAGGGAAUUCCCUUGAAAAAUAUCGCUCGCAUUGGAAAUCAAACGUUAAUGGGACGCACUCUCGACACAAUCAAUCUUUUUGGCAGAUUCAACGACGUCUGGGUCUCGACAGAUCACGCUUUAAUAGCGGAUGUUGCGAAAAAACAUUGUGCAAAAGUGUUUAAACGAUCGCCCGAAUUUGCCAAAGACGAAACCGCAUCAAUCGUGUCUGUGCAAGAAUUCAUAAAUCAGACAUUCACAUCGCCCAUUGUCGCAUUAAUUCAAGUCACUUCGCCGUUUUUGCGUGAGAAAUAUCUUGCGAAAGCCUUUGAUGUGAUACAAAAUGGGAAACAUUGCGUUUUUACCGUUACUCGAAGUCAUAAGCUUCGAUGGGCUCAAACUAAUGGCAGAAUAUUGCCGUUAAAUUUUGAUCCGGAGAAACGUCCUCGACGACAAGAUUGGUCUGGAGAACUCGUGGAGAAUGGAAUGUUUUAUAUGGCGUCGAAAGAUCUCUUGAUCGAAGGGAAAUUUCAAGACGAGGAUUGUGGUAUAGUUGAAGUUGAUAAGAAAGAUUCAAUUGACAUUGAUACUCCGGAGGAUUUGAAGUUAGUAGAAUUUUUGUUAGCUAUGCAAGAGUAGGGACUUACCUUCUUUGGAGGAGCUUCGUAUGGUUCGUCAGUGCUUUCACUGAAAAAU
Molecule: messenger RNA, 831 nt
Organism: Culicoides brevitarsis
Lineage: Eukaryota; Metazoa; Arthropoda; Insecta; Diptera; Ceratopogonidae
Gene: Csas
Product: N-acylneuraminate cytidylyltransferase
Exons: 2
Coding region: 16-774 (252 amino acids)
Molecular function (GO): N-acylneuraminate cytidylyltransferase activity
Source: RefSeq, a predicted model, not a curated record